Molecule: messenger RNA, 2717 nt
Organism: Lucilia cuprina (Australian sheep blowfly)
Lineage: Eukaryota; Metazoa; Arthropoda; Insecta; Diptera; Calliphoridae
Gene: Cdc7
Product: cell division cycle 7-related protein kinase
Exons: 3
Coding region: 35-2437 (800 amino acids)
Biological process (GO): protein phosphorylation; mitotic DNA damage checkpoint signaling
Cellular component (GO): nucleus
Molecular function (GO): protein serine/threonine kinase activity; ATP binding
Source: RefSeq, a predicted model, not a curated record
UAAAAAAUUUGCUUAGUAAAUAACAAUAAAUAUUAUGGAUAGAAAGUUGAGAAAGGCAUCCUACCAAAAAGGAUAUAGUUUGUUGAACAAAACUCCCACAGCUGCUGCCACAGCAAAUAAUAUCAAUGCUAUGCAAAGUGAUAAUUUAAUGCAAAAUUCAUAUGUGAUUCCAACAAAUACAAAUACUACCUCAAUGUCCCCAGUUAUAUUACCGCCAAUACCCGCUAAUCUAGCCAAAGAUGCUGCCGGCUUAAAUCAGUAUCAAACACCUCAACCAUAUCGUAGCACAAGACAACGUACCAAUAAUAACAAUAAUACAACGACAACAACUAUGCAACAGAAUGCCAAUUAUAGUGCAACUGUAACACAACAACAAUUACAGUCAACGAAUGUGCAAAAUAAUCACAUUAUCAAUAACAACAACAACAACAGUAUUGCUAUGAAUAAUCAAACAUUGAUGAGUGCUAAAGCAGCUGCCUGCAUUGCUUCACCUAUGGAACAGCUGGCAGCAGUUCAUGCAAAGGCUACUUCAAGUCGUAAUAAGAAUGAAGAGGCCAUAAACGACUUAAAAACACGCAUUCCUGAAAUCGAAAAUAUCUUCGAUAUACACAGUCGUAUUGGUAAUGGUACCUUUAGUACGGUACUAUUAGGUACUUUAAAAAAACAACGUGAUGUACCUGAACACUUAAAGCGUAAAUUUGCUAUUAAACAUCAUAUACCAACUAGUCAUCCCGAUAGAAUAAUGAAAGAACUACAGUGUAUGGCAAAAAUUGGUGGCACCGACAAUGUGGUGGGAAUUAAUUGCUGCAUACGUUGCAAUGAAUCGGUAGCUUUUAUUAUGCCCUAUUUGCCACACGAUCGUUUUCAUGAUUUUUACAAUAAAAUGGAUGUGGCCGAAGUACAAUUCUAUAUGAAAAAUCUCCUAAUAGCUUUGCGUCAUGUUCAUCGUUUCAAUGUUAUACAUCGUGAUGUUAAACCCAGUAAUUUUUUGUAUAAUAGACGUAAAAGACAAUUUCUAUUGGUGGAUUUUGGUUUGGCCCAACAGGUGACCGUGUCAAAUAAUAACAACAAUAAUAAUUUGACAACGAAAUUAGAAAGUCUAGCUUUGCCUGCACCUAACACUAAUGCUACGGCAGCGUUAGGUGUUGGUGAGGGUAAACGGAUACGUGAACAUGAUGAUAUAAACCUCAAAAAAUCUCAGGAAGUAGCUGUGGCUGUUACAGGUGCUGGUGAAGUGGUUAGUGGUACAGCGAAACGUUUACGCUGUACCCUAACGCCACAAGAACAACAAACACCAGCGGCCGUGUCAAUGGGUCCAACGACACGUGCCGCAAAUGCCGCCUUUAAUACUGGUACUUUAUCACAUACACCUUUUAAAAUGCCUUUAAAACAAAUUAAUGAGAUUCCUAACACUCCCCCCAUAGGAUCGAAAGGAGUAGCUGGUAGUAAUGCAAGUCUACAUGAACGUAAAUCUACCGGUGGAGCUGCUGCGGUACACACCCUGAGUGGGCGUUUGCAACAGAAAUUAAGAGCUCAAGGUGGUGCUGAAGCAGUACAACACAGCAGUACGCGUACUUCUUCGGCAGGCGGUAAAAAUACACCGCCCAUAAGUCAAGCAACUCAUAACAAUAAUACCGCCGAUGCUAAAUACAAUACCAACCGCAAUUUAUCCUCUACAAACAGUCCCAAAUGUUAUUGUUAUGGCAAUCCUCAAGUUUGUAAUAUUUGUCUGGUAAAGAAAGAGAUACAUGCCUCGCGUGCUGGCACGCCAGGCUAUAGACCACCCGAAGUGUUACUUAAAUAUCCCGAUCAAACAACAGCCGUUGAUGUUUGGGCGGCUGGCGUAAUAUUCCUUUCCAUACUCUCCUCUGUGUAUCCCUUCUUUAAGGCUCCCAAUGAUUAUGUCGCCUUAGCCGAAAUGAUAACAAUAUUUGGUGAUAAAGCUAUACGCAAAACCGCACAUAUAUUAGAUCGUUUGGUUACAUUAUCACAAAAAACUAAACCUUUAGAUUUACGCAAAUUAUGUGUGCGUUUUCGCAAUCGCGUCAAAUUCAGUUCUCCCAGUCUAUUAAAGAAAUAUCAACGUCCCGAUGGUACCUGUGAGGUUUGCAAAAAUUGUGAUCAGUUUUUCUUUAAUUGUUUGUGCAUGGAAACAUCAUUUGUAACCGAAUCUCAAGAUGAAGAUGAUAAUUUUCCUGCCAGUGCCUAUGAUUUACUCUAUCGUUUGCUGGAAGUUAAUCCUCAUAAACGCAUAACGGCCGAUGAAGCCUUAAGGCAUCCAUUUUUUCUGGAAUGUCAUAACAACAACAAUAAUAAUAAUAUAACUACCUCAACUACAAACUCCAGCCCAGUGACAUCAUCAGCUCUAUAUGCUGCCGCUGUGCCAUUAAAUACAGCAACAGCAGCUGGUGAUUCGGUUAAGAAAGCUCACAAUUAACCUUUAACAUCUUUAAGCCGUAAUUUAUGGAAAUUUAUUUUUGUAUAUUUUAAAAAAUUUGUAUUUUUUAUAAUUUUGUUUUUUCUUUUGCCAAAGCAUAAGUUUAAUUUAUUUUAAUUUUUUUUAGAGACUUUGUUAUUAGUUUUUUAAUUUUGCCUCGUUUAUAUUGUAAAAACAAAAACAACAACCUGCUUAUAUUUAUUAUUAUUUUGUAAAUCCUUAAUGUCAACAAAUUUUCCUUUGUAAUCAUUAAUAAAUUAUAUUUAUAUAUAAAUUUAAU